This is a messenger RNA of Dermacentor silvarum, 1578 nucleotides long. RefSeq names its product tigger transposable element-derived protein 6-like. Gene Ontology annotation, cellular component: nucleus. Gene Ontology annotation, molecular function: DNA binding. The transcript has 4 exons. Bases 1 to 1578 code for a protein of 525 amino acids. The record is from RefSeq and is a predicted model, not a curated record. NCBI's taxonomy places the organism in Eukaryota, Metazoa, Arthropoda, Arachnida, Ixodida, Ixodidae.
AUGCCCUUCAUGAAUGCCCAGAAGGCUAAAAUGAUCCUGGCUCCGGGGGCGGCGCAGGGCGACAAGGCAAUUCAGAUUGCCGACAAGCUGGGCAUCGACAGUUUUUCUGCGUCAAACGGAUGGAUCGACCGAUUCAAGAAGAGGCAUGGAAUAUGCUACCGGACGGUCAAUGGAGAGGCUGCUAGCGUCGACACAGCAACUGUUGACGCCUGGAAAGAGACCGUGGUGUCCGUUAUCAGCGGCUACGCACCCAGGGAUAUCUUCAAUGCCGAUGAAGCAGGCCUUUUCUUCAAAGUGCAGCCAUCCAAGACACUGAGCCUAAAAGGUGAGGCUUGCCACAGAGGAAAAUGCAGCAAGGAACGCUUAACAGUGCUGCUGUGCUGCAACUCAGAUGGCUCCGAAUUGAUGAAACCCUGGGUUAUCGACAAAUUUCGGAACCCACGCUGCUUUAAGAAUAUUUGCCACCUGCCCUGCCACUACAGGAACAAUAGCAAGGUCUGGAUGACAUGCUCGCUUUUUGAAGAGUUUUUGUCUUAUAUGGACUCGAAGAUGGGCUGCCAGGACAGGAAAGUAAUUCUUUUUCUAGACAACUGCUCUGCGCAUCCGAAAGACACCAAGUCGCUACGAAAUAUCACGGUGGUUUUUCUGCCCGCCAACACCACAAGCCACCUUCAGCCCUUGGACGCUGGCAUAAUCAAAAACGUAAAGCACUUCUACCGGAAAUGCAUUGUAAAGCGAUCUCUGGCCAAUGUGGAGCGUGGCAAACAGCCGACAGGCAUCACAAUCAUAGAUUCCAUGCACUAUUUAGCUUCGGCGUGGAGCGCUGUCACUGCAAGUACGGUUCAACACUGCUUCGCGAAGUGCUUCAGCGCGCGUGUAGACGGCACCGAAGAAGCCGUUGGAGAUGAAGCCUUCGCCGACUGCGACGAACUCUGCGCAGCGAUGCAAACUGUUGGUGAUGGAAUCGCGUACAGUGAUUACGUUUCUACUGAUGACGCCGUUGUCUCCUCCGAGGUUUUAUCUGUGGACGAAAUCGUGGCCGAGUGUGUCGAUGUGUGCAGCAGUGAAGACGAAGUUGAGGAGGAGGAGGGGGAAAGGGAGCAGCUGCUGGAUCCAACCUCCUCGUCGGCCGUAACGGCACUAGAUUUGCUCAGAAGGUACGUGAGCUCAAGCGACGAUGUCGAGUGCCACACGGCACUGCAGCUUCUCGAAAAACGCCUCGUGCUGCUGGGGCGACACAUCGUUCGGAGGUCACUACUGUUCACGUCAACUCUGUCCAGGGACUACGGGAUCCAAGGAAGCCUAAGGACAUUUGCUGGCUGUGGUGGACCAUUCUUUGUUGUGAACACUGUGCAGAGUGUCAACAAGAAAAGGGACAUUCAGUUGAGUCAGCCUAUCAAAGAAGCCACAGCUGCUUCUUGCCGCGGAUCCACGUGCCUACGUUGGGGGUGUGGCAACAGUAUCUUCUGGAGUCGCAUCACUGUACAGCCACCAGGGUCCACUGCGGCCUACAUAAGCCGGACACCAUCGUGCGCCCGACCACUUGGCAGCAGCGGGGGCAGCCAAGAGCGCGCCUGA